CCAGGCCUGACCCAUGCGUUUCGCUUCAGAGUCCUCAGUCCCUCGUCGUCUGAUACUGCAGCAGCAUCUUCCUACAUUCCUUCAUAUGUAAUCAUACCUACUCUAUGCACUCAUCUCACCAUAAACACGCCAAUUUCUCUUUGACAUUUCGACACAGUGCUCCUUCUCGAUACUUGAAUACUGUAACCCCUGCAUUCAUUCAUGUCAACUUUCGCUGUCACCUCCUGACGCAUUCACCACGCGUAUCUGUUGCCGUCCCGAGUCAGUUGCGAUCUUCUGAACAAUGUACAGUCGGUGACAACCACUGCCUACAUGAGAAAAACUCCCAAGAACAUAUUCUAUUUCACCUAGCGGACACUUGAACAAGGCUGCAUUCACCUGCCUAGCACUCCUCAUCCGCCUCUGAAGCCUCCCGAUACCGCUCUUCCCCAUUCUCAUUCCCGACACCGCCUCGACCUACACCUCGUGUCAACUCGUCCCAUCAGUAACCACGCCGAUAGAUAAGCCCAGCAUGUCCUCGCAAGCAGUUCUGCUAAAAGAGUAUAAGACUCUUGUCAAAGAGAAAUGGGUUCAGAUCGAUAUCGAUGAAGACAACAUGCUACACUGGAAUCUUGCCUUGAUGGUUCUCAACCCGGAUUCUCUCUAUUAUGGCGGAUACUUCAAGGCUCAGAUGAACUUCCCCAAGGAGUACCCAUACAAGCCACCGGACUUCCGCUUCAUGAAGCCACUAUGGCAUCCCAACGUAUAUCCUGACGGUCGCUUAUGCAUAUCAAUCCUUCAUGCACCCGGUGAAGACGUGAUGUCCGGUGAAACGGCUGGCGAACGUUGGUCACCCGCUCAGCGAGUCGAGUCGGUCCUCAUCUCCAUCUUGUCUCUUCUUGACGAUGCCGAGAUCUCUUCCCCAGCCAAUGUCGAUGCAAGUGUAAUGCUCAGAGACGACAAGGAGGCUUUCAAGGCCAAGGUCAUGCGAGAUGUCGUGAAUUCCAAAGCAGACAUACCUGAAGGUUUCAUCAUGCCAACCCAUGAAUCUACAAAGCCAGUGAUUGACAAGGUGGAUGACGAUUUCUGGAAUGAUAGCGACGCUGAGGAUGUGGAUUUUGAUGACUUUGAUGACUUUGACGAUGCCGCCAAUGGAAGUGAAUCUGAUCAAGAGCUGAACAAUGACUCCGAGGACGAGGAGAACUACGACGAAGAAGAUGACGACACGGAGCAUGACAAGGGCAAGUCUCGAGAAGACCGAUUGGAUUCUGAGAUGACUGAACCGGAUACCUGAAUGUUCAAACACCGGGUGUUUACAGUGUCGGCUAUGGACGUGGGUGGUUGAAGAAGUGGUCGAGCCCGUUCAACGUCACCGUCUGUACAGCGCGCUAUUAUUCAAAGAGCCACUUUGAUUUUUGUUUUCUCUGCAUUCCAGCAAGGCGUCGGGGGUCUGAUGCACGUAGGCGCAAGAAGGGGAACAGGAGUUCAAUACAUGGACUCUGGCACAGUUCAUAUGGUGGGGACUUUUUCGCAUGAUAUUGACGCAGAUCUUGCCGAUAGUAUGUUAAACUCAAUCACAUUGAGGUUAGCAACCUGAAAAGGAUGACUUCUUUGCUACAAUUCACCAGUGACUCCGAGAAGAGUG
This is a messenger RNA of Exophiala xenobiotica, 1624 nucleotides long. RefSeq lists its product as uncharacterized. Bases 512 to 1273 code for a protein of 253 amino acids. Gene Ontology annotation, molecular function: ubiquitin conjugating enzyme activity. The record is from RefSeq and is a predicted model, not a curated record. Gene Ontology annotation, biological process: proteasome-mediated ubiquitin-dependent protein catabolic process; protein polyubiquitination. The transcript has 3 exons. Lineage: Eukaryota; Fungi; Ascomycota; Eurotiomycetes; Chaetothyriales; Herpotrichiellaceae.